Molecule: messenger RNA, 4758 nt
Organism: Aedes albopictus (Asian tiger mosquito)
Lineage: Eukaryota; Metazoa; Arthropoda; Insecta; Diptera; Culicidae
Exons: 2
Coding region: 2696-4666 (656 amino acids)
Molecular function (GO): zinc ion binding; nucleic acid binding
Source: RefSeq, a predicted model, not a curated record
GACAGCACAUAGAGGCAAGAGGUUGUGUAAGCCUGAGUUUCAUUCAUAAUGCUGCAAUAUGUCACUGAUCACGCUAGUACAUCUGAUGUUCAAUACUCCAGGAAAUUCUCGUAUACUCUUGCCUUUGAAAGAGGUGUGAGCCUGUGCGAGUAUAAACUUCAUUCAUAAUAGAGCGAGAGGUCUUAAGUUCAGCAUGUAACUUUGUUGGCUUGCUCAAGUAAGCUUUUGGCAAAUAUUUUUGAGGAGCCCUAAUUGCCGCAAUUCUGCAAAGUGACGUAACCGACGUUUUAAAUUCCGACUUCUUUAGGUAAAUAUCUGGUGACACAGUGCUAUCUCUGUGUUAUGCCAGCUAUAUUAGGAUGUAAAAUUUAAUAGUAAUCUAGCAUCAAUGAAAGAAAAGUUAAAGAAUAACCUAGUAUUUGAAACAUAAUACAGGUAUUCUUCGAUAUAACGUACCCUCGAUAUAACGUACCCUCGAUAUAACGUACCCUCGAUAUAACGUACCCUCGAUAUAGCGAAUUCGAUAUAACGUACAUUUUGCUUCGAUAUAACGUACAACAUUGAAAAAUUUUAUUUUUCCCACGAAUAACCCUUAGAUAAACUACGAAAUUACUUAAAUCAAUGUUUUGUUGCAGCAUUAGUCUUGUUACCCAGAAUUAGCGCAAUUUGGGGGAAAAUUUAGUGUACGUUAUAUCGAAGCACAAAAAACGCAAUGAUUUUUUUUGUCAAAAUUCAAGUUUUUCAUUAUUGGUUUUGUGAAUUCCACCGAAAUCAUUAUUUUGGAUUAAUUUCACAUCGAUACUAGCACAUUCAAUACUAGCAUAAAAAAUAAUAAAUUUUUCUCUGCUUCGAUAUAACGUACACUUCGAUAUAACGUACAAAAAGAAAACUUUUUUGUACGUUAUAUCAAAGAAUACCUGUAACCAAAAAUGUAUUAAAAUUGUCUAUGUCACUUUGCAGAAUUACGGCAGUUAAAUAGUAAUCUUUUGCUUACAAUUAUGUGUUCGAUAGAUACAUACGUAUUUCGACCUCAACUGCAAGGUCGCUUUCAGCUACUCGUGAGUGAUUUUCCGGCGAAUCUAAUUAGGCUGAUACGUGCCAAGAUACGUGCAACGCAGGAUGAAUUAAAAUCAUGUAACCGUUGUUACAAGCUUCAAAUAGUUUUUUUAAAUGCACCAUGUGGUCGAACAUUCAAAUAUUCGAACAUCAUCGGCAGUCAAACUCACUUAGCAGUCCGACACGGCCAUAUGUAACGGCCGUUGUAACAUGGCGUAACACAAUUACAACAAAAUGGGUCAUGGAGUCUCGAGUGGGCUGAAGGGUUCGAAGGAUGAUUGUUGGGCGGCCAUCGCCCACUUAUAAUCAGGCGAGCGUGUAGACCAGAAGUGCUCUGUGGAGUUGAGAAUUUUUAAGAAAAACUAGUGCGAGUAGUGAAUCGAGUUACGUUGGAGAGACCGUUCACCGCAGUUCAGGACCUUUUGUGUGCCUUUUAAACAGUACGUUCUGGUUGGCGCGUCUGAAGACCGCCAUUGCACGCCGGUCAAGGUGACCUCGUAGUCGCCAAGACCUAAUUGUCAAGGACCCCAAUACCUCUGGCCGAAGGCCAUCCACGUCAAGGAGGACUGAUCUCGGGCCGAGGCCCUAAACAUCAAGGAGAAUUCCCUUCACGGUUCGACAAUAGGGCGGCCUUGCCGUCGUCGACCAGUUUAGUCUGAAGGAAGCGCCUGAUCAUCCGAACCAACUCCACAUCGCUGAAUACCGCCAUUCCAGCCCACCGAAAUCCGCCAUUGUCUCCAAAUCCCCGUUCAUCGGUAUCGGGGCCAUCUUGCCGAUCACUACAGCGUCUGAAGGAGUGACCGUGCCGCCGGAAUUAGAUCCGGAAACCCAUCGCGAGCGCUCGCAGGACUGCAGAUCAUCAGGUACGUGCCAGAAAUCCAGUGAAACACCCGUGAACAACACAACAACAGUUUGGCCAAAUAAAAAGUGUAAUUUGAACCGCUCGUGUGAUAACAGAUUACUUGAAUGAUUGAGUGCCAAUUUUGAUCCCGCGAAGCCCCUCCGGUUGCCCGGUAGCGCGCCGACCCUGUGACUACGUCCGAGUCUCGCGCUGCUGAGUUGUUGUCGGGCAGAACAUUAGUUUCAAUUGGCUCCCAGCCAAAAUCGCGAAAGGCAAACGGAGGAUCGAGUAGUAUAAAAAAUUGUUUGAAUUUUUUAACACGAGCGGGAGGAGAAUACACAUUCAGUUUUUCACUGAUUGUGCAGGAUCCGCGCAUUACUCUUUGCCAACACAGAUUUUUAGAUUGAUUUGGAGAAGUUUAAAGGUGGUGGCCAUUGGAAUCGGUUUCGGAAGUGCUGAAAAAUUUGAAGUUUAGAGCACACUACAGUCGUUAGAAUUGAAUUGGAUUACUGACUGAUAAUCAAUUGAAUCGUUAAGCGACUAAAAGUAAAAAAAAAGGUCCUGAAUGAGCACUAACACUAUACACUAAAACACACAAAUUAACACCAUUUAUUGAAUUCGUAUUUCCUUAUUUCGAUUUUUAGUUUUAAAGUUUCCUAGCGUAAGUUGAUUGAAUUUUUAUUUGUAUAUAUUGUGCUACUGUUUUUUGAAUUUCCUUAAUGUUUUAUUGAAUUGCUUAGUUUUGAAUUACCUAUUAUUGAAUUUUCCUUACUGAAUUACUACUCAAUUAACGUCACAAUGAAUGACGAACACGUGAUGAUUUAUCAAUCGAUGAACGUUGCGCACUUACUAGAUGAUGAGGUCGAACAUGAACUCGUCAUCCGUCGGGAGAAGUUUUCUAGUGGUGAUUCGAGGGACGUGAAGAGACGCAAAUUGCGAGGAGUGAUGAAGCUGCAAAGGGAUAAGAACGAUUUUACUAUCUGUUUGUUGAAAGACGAGCAGAUUGAGGCAGAGUUUCAAGAAAUUGACGAAAAGUUGGCCAAGAUUCGCGAGGCGUUAGAAAACAGAUUAGUGAAGAAGGUCGAUAUGCCACCGUUGAAAACGCGGUUAGUUCAUUUGCUUUUCCGGUUGCGUAGGUUGAAAGAAGGAAAGAAGUUCGAUACGCAAGGUCUCGAGAACGCGGCGGUUCAAAUGCUGAACAACUACUUCUCGUUUCUCUCGACUGACCCAGAUGCAGUGUUAGAAACGCAGGAGAGAUUAAGGAACGAUUUGAGUAGGCUUAGUGUUCAAGGAGGGAAAGAGAAUGGAGAGGACGAAGAAACAGAAUCGUUGUCGGAGGAAGACGUUGUUGUAGCGCGUAGAAAGGGUAAGAAAAGGCGGCCUACAAGUACGCCUAGGAAAAUUAGAAGGAGGAAGAUGAAAAGCCCCGACAAAAUGAUGAAGAUGAUGAUGAGCAGAAUAGAUAAGUACCUUGAGCAGAAGUUGAGCAGUUUGAAUCUGAGUAGAGGGAAUGAAAUGAGUAGUAGCCAGUCUAGAGGGCCAGGGAAUAGCGUCGAGGUCGUAGAAUCGGUGAGCGAGGAAGAACAACCGCAAGCUGAGGGAAGCGGAGCGGUAGGAAGAAUCCAGGUCCAGAAGAACAGCAAACCGACUCGUAAAACGCAGGUAGACGACCGUGCCGCGAAGAGAAGAGAGGAAACGCGUAGAGCAGAGGUUUGUGACGAAAGCAGUGAGGACGAUUCGGACGGUUCCACAAGUUCGAGUGACGAGGAGGAAUCUAGCAGCUCGGAUGGAGCCCGCCGCAGUAAGAGGAAGGGAUCGUCUCGUAGACCGCGACCAGUAGCAGAUUGGAAGCUCAAGUACGAUGGGAAGGACGACGGAAAGCUGCUGAAUAAGUUCAUUGCGGAGGUCGAGUUUAUGGCGGAAGCUGAAAACAUCAGCAAGAGGACGUUGUUUAAGGAGGCAAUCCACUUGUUCGCAGGAGAGGUUCGUACAUGGUACAUGGACGGAAAGCGGAACAAGGACUUCAGGAACUGGAGCGAAUUAGUCACGGAGCUGAAGUUGGAGUACCAAUCGCCGGACCUGGAUUUCCACUACGAACAGCAGGCUACGCAGAGAAGACAGAGGAGAUCCGAAAAGUUCUCGGAAUACUACAACGCGAUCAAGGAGAUUUUUGGAUAUAUGUCAGUACCACCCACUGAGGACAGGAAGUUUGACAUCGUGUUUCGAAAUUUAAGGUCCGAUUAUAAAAACGCCUUGGUGGUGAAAAAUAUUCGGACUCUUAAAGCGUUAAAGGUCUGGGGAAGAAAACUGGAUUCGGCAAACUGGUAUUUAUACCGGAACAAGGACAAUGAAGCAGGCCAGAAGUCCGCCCAAGUGCAUGAAGUUUCGAGGAAACCAUUCCAGAAACCAAUGGGCACUACUGGGAAGGAUUGGAAGCCGAAGUCCUUUGGCAACAGGGUUCCAGAGCAGAAACAUCAGGAUCAAAAAUUCCCAAGAAGACCAGCCGAGAAUCAGAAACCACCCACACCUAGGAGAGAUCCACGGAGAGAGCCGUCGCCGCAGGAAGGUAGUUCAGCAGGCACUCUAGCGAGGCAGGCUGAAAUGUACCGUAUGCCAGACAGUGAGGUGUGUUUUAACUGUAGAGGUAAAAACCACCAUUACAAAUCCUGUCUACAGAAGCGUGAGAAGUUUUGUACAAAAUGUGGUUUACAUGACUUUACAACGGAAAAUUGCCUAUUUUGUCAAAAAAACGGACGCAAAUCGACGUAGGAGGUCGUCGAGUGCGGACCCAAAAACCUCUAACUGUCUUCGUGCCGUCCAAUCCAGAAGUGGAGGAGUUAACUGUUCAGGUAGAAGGUGAU